AAGAUGGCUCGCAGAAUACUUGGAGUGGAGGAUAUUUGGAAUCGGUAUGAAAGAGUUACAUCUGUUCUCAACAAAGCCGUCGCAGAACAUCGUUCGGGUCAAAGCCGAGCUAAAUGUUGUCUUAUCUCAUCGUUCCUCGAUGAUGGCAAGGAUACUACUUCGAAGGCUGAUACGAACCGAUUAGCGUUUGAGGUUAUGGCUGCGGGCGUGGAUACAACGACCCUCACACUUGUGUGGAGCUGCUACGCUAUUGCCACUGGAAAACUGGAAUUACGUCCCAUGGAGAGCUUUACGGAGUCUCACCUUGAAGUGGUGCACCGUCUGGCCAGCGUUGUACCCAUGGCUCUGCCCCACUGUACUCAUUUUGACAGUUAUGUUGGUGGUUACCUCAUUCCUAAGGGCAGCGUUAUUUUCUUUAACCUCUUUGCCGUUCACCAGUCUCAAAUGAGGAAGGUGAUGCAGGCAAGCAACAAGGGUUGUCCAUGCGAUAUAAACAUUAGCGUGAAUCAUAACGGUCUGAAAAAUAGAAUUAAAUCUCCUCUAUUGAUAUCCCGUUGGCUUUUACUGUCUUUGCCUUACCACACAGGUUCACGUGCUUGUCCUGGAUUCAUGUUUGCAACGCGUGUGAUCACCCGAGUCAUGAACUGCAUCAUCGCUAACUUUAAAAUAGAGGAAUGCAAAAAUGAAAUGGAUGUAAAAGUUGACCAGCUAUGUGGACUAACAAGACCACCUGUUUCGGAGACCUAUCGCUUCGUUGCACUCAAAUAG
Molecule: messenger RNA, 768 nt
Organism: Hydatigera taeniaeformis
Lineage: Eukaryota; Metazoa; Platyhelminthes; Cestoda; Cyclophyllidea; Taeniidae
Source: the annotation of a GenBank genome assembly